AUGGUGAACAGUGGUAAAAAUGAAUGCUUAAUUUGUAAAGUUCCUUGCCAUACCGUUUUGCUCUCAAAACAUACCAGCUCUGAUGUCCAGACGUUGUUUAUGAGCAUAGACAGUCUGUGUAAGAAGUACUCCCAGGAGACCUCCCAGAUUUCAGAAUUUCAAGAAAAACACCGGAGGAGAUUGUUGGCCUUCUAUAAAGAAAAGAUCUCUCAGUUGGAAGUGUCUCUUAGGAAAUCAGUGCUCCAGACUGAGCAGCUACAAAGUAGCAGAUUAUCACAACAAACAGCUUUUGACACAAUGAAACAUUCAGUUUCAACAAAGCCAAAUGGAUAUGUCUUGCUGCUUCCUAAUUCAUCCGCCCUUGAAAGGUUGGAGUCGAUGGAAGUUGACCUUACUCCUCCAGUGCAGAAACCCGAGGUAGCAGCAGGGCCUGCAAGGAUCUCUCUGAUUAGCCCGCCUCAGGAUGGACGCAUGGUUUUAGCUGCCUGCUCCGCUAGUACUCAUCUUCUCUCCCCCUGGAUCAUGUGGAUGCCUGUGCGGGGUUCAGCAGAGGACUUGGCAGGCAGGGCAGAGCAGGCCAGCGUGGGCAACGCCACCCAGAUGUGCCACCGCAGGAGUCAUGCCGGCCCUGUGCAGCUUAAAUAG
Molecule: messenger RNA, 645 nt
Organism: Dipodomys ordii (Ord's kangaroo rat)
Lineage: Eukaryota; Metazoa; Chordata; Mammalia; Rodentia; Heteromyidae
Gene: Rnf212
Product: ring finger protein 212
Exons: 11
Coding region: 1-645 (214 amino acids)
Biological process (GO): protein sumoylation; homologous chromosome pairing at meiosis; reciprocal meiotic recombination
Cellular component (GO): synaptonemal complex
Molecular function (GO): SUMO transferase activity
Source: RefSeq, a predicted model, not a curated record